Messenger RNA from Lottia gigantea (owl limpet), 441 nucleotides. RefSeq lists its product as hypothetical. The record is from RefSeq and is a predicted model, not a curated record. Bases 1 to 441 code for a protein of 146 amino acids. NCBI's taxonomy places the organism in Eukaryota, Metazoa, Mollusca, Gastropoda, Lottiidae. The transcript has 2 exons.
AUGGAUGGGAAUGUAGAAGAGUUUGAAUGUGCUGUAUGUCUUGGACCAUUCCAGGAACCUAAAUUAUUGGAUUGUCAUCAUACAUUUUGUAGGAAGUGUCUGGAAGACCUGGCUAGUUCCAAUUUGGCAGACUCUAAAGACGUCAUUUUAGAAAAUUACAAAGAUCAGAAAGACAGUCUGAAACGUAAUUUAGAAGAAUUGAAAACAGUGAAGAAUAUAGCCGAGGAUUCGUUGAAGAAAAUCAACGAAUAUCGACAAACAGCAUUGAGUAGUUGCCAGGCAGAACUUCAGAAAAAUUAUGAUCAAAAUCAGAAGAAACUGAACACUGUACUCAGUAAAGUGAAUACCCUGAAAUCUCAGAUAGAGAAAGAUAGUCUACCUAUGUUUUCUCCCCCCGUGUCUGACGUCCUUAGUAGGCCUACUGCAUAUACAGUGUGCUAA